Messenger RNA from Argentina anserina (silverweed cinquefoil), 1120 nucleotides. Its product is annotated as (+)-neomenthol dehydrogenase-like. Bases 137 to 1060 code for a protein of 307 amino acids. Gene Ontology annotation, molecular function: oxidoreductase activity. The transcript is spliced from 5 exons. The record is from RefSeq and is a predicted model, not a curated record. Lineage: Eukaryota; Viridiplantae; Streptophyta; Magnoliopsida; Rosales; Rosaceae. Gene Ontology annotation, cellular component: membrane.
CCCCAUUUGUCAUUAGAAAAUUACGAAAUAGCUUUAAUCACUUCGGCCAAAUCCAGUAUCAUUUUGAUUACCCAGAUUUCUUUUGAGCUCCACAGAAUUGAUUCCUGAAGACCAUAAUCCAAUCUUUACUGCAACAAUGGGAAGCAUUGAACCACAGGGAGCACAGAGGUACGCGGUGGUUACCGGAGCAAACAAGGGUAUUGGGUACGAGCUAGUGAGGCAACUGGCGUGCCGUGGCGUGGUGGUGGUGCUGACGGCGAGAGAUGAGAAAAGGGGAAGGGAGGCCACAGCCAAGCUCCAUCAUGAACAUCAUCUUCAUGCCAACAUACUCUUCCAUCAGCUUGAUGUCACAGAUACACUCAGUGUUCAAUCUUUGACAAAUUUCAUACGUGAUACCUUUGGCAGGCUUGAUAUCUUGGUUAAUAAUGCUGGAGCUAGUGGAGUUUUGGUCAAUGAGCAAGAACUCAAAGCCCUGAACAUUGAUCCCACCAUUUGGCUUUCAGGUCAAGCAGUCGAUAGAGUUCAAGGUGCUAUAAAACAAACUUACGAUAAGGCUGAGGAAUGCUUGAACACUAAUUACUAUGGUGUCAAAAGAGUGACAGAGGCACUUCUCCCACUCUUGAAACUCUCUAGUGAAGGAGCAAGGAUUGUCAAUGUCUCCUCUCUCAGGAGUGAACUAAAGAGGAUUCCAAGUGAAAAGAUAAGAAAUGAGCUUGGAAAUGUUGAAGCAUUGACUGAGGAGAAAGUGGAUGCAGUGGUGAAAAGAUUUCUGCAUGAUUUCAAAGAAAAUUCACUUGAAGCCAAAGGAUGGACAAUGAUGCUGCCUUCAUAUAGCAUUUCAAAACAAUCCCUGAAUGCCUACACAAGAGUCCUGGCCAAAAUGUAUCCCAAAAUGUAUAUCAAUUGUGUGCAUCCCGGUUUUGUUAACACCGAUCUCAACUGGCAUACCGGAACAAUGACUGUGCAAGAGGGAGCUGCAGGUCCUCUGAAGUUGGCUCUUCUACCAGAUGGAGGACCUACAGGCUGCUAUUUCGAUCAAACACAAGUCGCAGAUUUCUGAUAUAUUAGCAUGUUAUACAAAAAUAAUAAUGAUAUGUUUUAGUUUUUGUGUUGGUGACAA